Messenger RNA from Panicum virgatum (switchgrass), 2242 nucleotides. RefSeq lists its product as uncharacterized. The record is from RefSeq and is a predicted model, not a curated record. The transcript has 4 exons. Lineage: Eukaryota; Viridiplantae; Streptophyta; Magnoliopsida; Poales; Poaceae. Bases 197 to 1990 code for a protein of 597 amino acids.
UCAUCACCACAGAUACCAGGGAUUGGGUCAGGGCUCCAGUCAGCAACGACCUCACCCCCGCCGCAACAACAUACACCAAAUCGACGUCUCCGUCUGGUAAUUAAGCACAUACAGCCCGUCACCCUCUCCAUCCAACUCUGUACAUGAGGUUCUAAGUAGGAAGCACCAUCAGUGCACUCCACACACCAAGGUUAAGAUGGCCUCAGAAAAGGUCAUAGUGAAUGCUGCCAUGAACCCCCCUAUACUUCUCGUUGACUACUAUCACAGAGCAAGGUUAAAUGGGACGGCAGUGGUGCGUGUCCAAGCACCCUCGUCUAUGAAGAGCAAUGGGUCCAUUGACAUAGUUACAUUGCUUGAUGUUAGCCACAGCAUUAGCUGGAUGGCAUCAUCGUCAGAAGAGACGCCAUCAAAGAUGGAUUUGCUGAAAAAUGCCCUGAAGUUUAUAAUAAGUCAGCUUGAUGACAAUGACCGCCUUGCCAUCGUAGCAUUCAACGAUCAGGUCAUCAAAGAGCAUACUACUGGCAUUUUAGAAAUUUCUGGCGGUGGUCGGAUGGCUAUUGAGAAAAAAGUGGAUGGGCUCGUGACUCAGGGCGACACUGCCUUUAAACCAAGCUUGGAGCAUGCUGUGAAGCUCCUGGAUGACCGUGCUGACAAGACGCGUGCAGGCUGCAUCGUCCUCAUUUCAGAUGGUGUAGACAAGAGCCAAUUCAUGUGGAGCCAUGAGAGUCUUGCCCCCACUGACCCCAUCCGAGGCCUCCUCCGAAAGUACCCAGUCCACACCUUGGGCUUGUUCAAGGCUGACCCAAAGGCGCUGCACUACAUCGCCAAAGAAUCCUAUGGAACCUAUUCCUCAAUCACAGACAACAAAGACCUCGACAAGAACAUCAUGGAGGCACUGGCUGUCUGCCUAGCCGGGUUCAAGACCAUCGUCGCCUUUGACACCUGCGUCGACAUCACGUCAAGCAGCUUGGAGAUAACAAGGGUCGACUCCGGGGGCUACACACGCCGGGCUGCUCCUGGAUCAGGCAUCUCAAUUGGCAUGCUGUGUGCUGGGGAGGUGAAGGACUUGGUCAUCUACUUCAGUUACACUGCUGGGUCUUGGGAGCGUGGCUACUAUACCACUUUGAGUGGGAUCACUGCUAGGGUCACGUACAAGGAUAUGCCGGGUGGGCAGUCAUCUACCUCAACUAACAAUUGCUCCGUGUCCGUCGCGGUUCACACGACCCAGGAUCCAUCGCUUCCUGCAAACCCAUGCCCUCCAUUCCCCUUGGUCCUGCAGCAGAUGGUCCGGUUCAAGGUGGUGGACCUGCUCCUAGGCGUCCUACAGGAAUUGAAGGCCUUGAAGAAGGAUGCUGGUGGUGCCAAGGAGAAAGAUGGUGUUGAUGACCCAGUGUUGCAGUCCAUUGCAGCCAACAUGCUGCAGAGGAAGUGGAUGGAGUUCAAGCAAUCUGAUGAAUCCUGGAAAGCAGCCACCCCGAAGUCCUUGCUUGACCUGGGCAGCAUUGACAGGGACGUCAAUGCAAUGGUGGGCAUCCUCAGGAAGGGCUUGGGUGUUGGAUGCAUUUACUCAUGGCUGUCGAGCCAUGAGAUGCAGCGCGCAACGGCUACAGGCUUACCGGCGGAGGCCAUGUUCCGCACGCCAGUGAUGGAGAUGAUGGUGCAGAAGGUCCGCAGGAAGUUGCUGCUCAAGGAAGCAUAUGAACAAGGAGCGGAAGACCGAGCUGUCUACGAGCGCGCCAUUGGGCUCUUGGACGGUAUCAACAAGCGAUUCCAACUGUGGUGCAAGCUGGACGCCGAGGUGCCACCAGCUUUCCAGCUGGACCAUCAGCAUCAAGACGACGAGUCCGGCAAUCUCACUGACGUCCUGCAUGGGGCGAUAAGCCGCGCAAGGCAGCAUGACAUUUACCUGGCCGCUAUUCAUGCGAUCAAGCAGUGGCAGAGCUCCUCCACCCCCCGAGAGAAGACGCAUGGCCACGGGCCGGACGAGUAGGCGCAUGCAUGCAUGACGCACCGCCAAAAGCAGAGGAAUCUUGUGAGUGGCCACAGUACAAAUAAAAAUGAGCCAGGCCAUAGUAGUGCCUCCGGCUCCCUCCCGAGAAUAAUAUGCAUGCGGGCAGCACCCGCCCAUUAGUACUUACUAAUUGUUCUUGUUAUUAGUCCCCAUAUAUCAGUUCCCAAUUAAGUUGUACUAUCGUCCUUUAAUAAAGAUGCCAUCAGCAGAAAGCUGAAGCUAAUGAAUGGA